This is a messenger RNA of Antrostomus carolinensis (chuck-will's-widow), 1157 nucleotides long. RefSeq names its product proteasome 26S subunit, ATPase 5 (gene PSMC5). The record is from RefSeq and is a predicted model, not a curated record. Gene Ontology annotation, molecular function: ATP binding; ATP hydrolysis activity. Lineage: Eukaryota; Metazoa; Chordata; Aves; Caprimulgiformes; Caprimulgidae.
AUCGUGAACGAGAAGAGCCAGAACCUGCGGCGCCUGCAGGCGCAGAGAAAUGAGUUGAACGCGAAAGUGCGUCUGCUGCGGGAGGAGCUGCAGCUGCUGCAGGAACAAGGCUCCUACGUGGGAGAAGUGGUGAGAGCCAUGGACAAGAAGAAGGUGCUCGUCAAGGUGCACCCGGAGGGGAAGUUCGUGGUGGAUGUGGACAAGAACAUUGACAUUAACGACGUGACCCCCAACUGCCGCGUGGCCCUUCGCAACGACAGCUACACCCUGCACAAGAUCCUGCCCAACAAAGUGGACCCUCUGGUCUCUCUGAUGAUGGUGGAGAAAGUUCCAGAUUCUACUUACGAGAUGAUCGGGGGGUUGGAUAAGCAGAUAAAGGAGAUCAAGGAAGUGAUUGAGCUGCCAGUCAAACACCCUGAGCUCUUUGAGGCGCUGGGGAUCGCCCAGCCCAAGGGUGUGCUGCUCUACGGACCCCCUGGCACGGGCAAGACCUUGCUGGCCAGGGCUGUGGUGUCCAGGGCAGAUGGAAGCCCUGUGGGUCUGUGCAGUGCCAGGGCUCAGCUCUCUGCCCCCGCAGGUGCCCGCAUGGUGCGGGAGCUGUUUGUGAUGGCUCGGGAACACGCUCCCUCCAUCAUCUUCAUGGAUGAGAUCGACUCCAUCGGAAGUUCUGGUGGGGACAGCGAGGUCCAGCGCACGAUGCUGGAGCUCCUCAACCAGCUCGAUGGCUUUGAGGCCACCAAGAACAUCAAGGUGAUCAUGGCCACGAACAGGAUCGACAUCCUGGACUCGGCUCUGCUGCGCCCCGGCCGCAUUGACAGGAAGAUCGAGUUCCCCCCUCCCAACGAGGAGGCUCGCCUGGACAUCCUCAAGAUUCACUCCCGGAAAAUGAACCUGACACGAGGAAUCAACCUGCGGAAAAUCGCGGAGCUGAUGCCAGGGGCGUCGGGUGCUGAGGUGAAGGGGGUGUGCACAGAAGCUGGCAUGUACGCGCUGAGGGAGCGGCGGGUGCACGUCACACAAGAAGACUUUGAAAUGGCUGUGGCCAAGGUGAUGCAGAAGGACAGCGAGAAGAACAUGUCCAUCAAGAAGCUGUGGAAGUAACAGUGAGGCUGGGGCUGCUCCCUGGGCUGUGUUGUCUCCAAUAAAGUGCUGCUAUG